AACUUUAGUUCUGACACAUUCACUCAAACAGCAGUUUGUAGCAGAGAGUCAUUUGUGACAAUCCAAAGGUGCACAUUGCAACGAGAGCAAAAAAACAAUGGAAAACAUGGACUUCAACUCCAGAGCGACUGAACCGCAAAUUAGUUUCUAUCUCAGUUCACUUGAAGAACAGGUACGGUGUGAGCUGAAGGACAGCGAGGCGACGCUCACCCAAGGUAAAUCUGAGGGAAGACUUCACCUGGUCAUCAGAGAGGACUUGUUGGCCGAUCUCCUCGAUCAGCUCCAACAACAGAGAGAGGGCAGCAGUUGGAGCCAUGAGGAAGAGCUGAUGCAGAAGGAGAUAGGUGAGCUGAAAGUUCAGCUUGCUGAACGUGUCCCCUCCCCACUUAGGGAAACAGAACAUCUGAAAGCCCAGCUGGGAAAAAUCUGCACCAGGCUGCGAAAAUCCGAAAAAGAUCUGGACCCGCAGACCUUCAUUGCUGAGGGCCUGAAAGCCGAAUUGGAGCAGAUCAAGGGAGAGAAGGAGGCCCUGAAAAGGGAAGUGGAGACUCUCAAGGUAGGUAAGACAAACGUGCAGUUAGAGUUGGAGAGCUUUCUGGGGAGGGAGAGGGCUCAAGUUCAGGAGCUGAAGGAAAAAUUGAGCAAGACGGAGGAAGCCAUCCGAGAACAAGAGAAGGAGGCAAAGGAGAAAAUGCAAAGAUCCCAGGCUUCCCAUAGAGCCCAGCUGGAUGAGGCUCUGGCUCAACGUGUCCCCUCCCCACCCGGUGAAACAGAGCAUCUGAAAUCCCAGCUGGGAAAAAUCUGCACCAGGCUGCGAAAAGCCGAAAAAGAUCUGGAACUUCAGAUCUUCAUUACUGAAGACCUGAAAGUUGAAUUAAAGCAGGUGAAGGGAGAGAAGCAGACCCUUUACAAUAUUGUGGCGACUCAGAAGCUGCAGCUUUGAGAAGAGAUCCAGAUGCUCACGGUAGGUAAGACCACCAAUGU
Molecule: messenger RNA, 984 nt
Organism: Etheostoma cragini (Arkansas darter)
Lineage: Eukaryota; Metazoa; Chordata; Actinopteri; Perciformes; Percidae
Product: ribonuclease Y-like
Exons: 1
Coding region: 98-943 (281 amino acids)
Source: RefSeq, a predicted model, not a curated record